Herpailurus yagouaroundi (jaguarundi) is the source of this 3310-nucleotide messenger RNA. It is a transcript of the gene EDNRA, whose product is annotated as endothelin receptor type A. The record is from RefSeq and is a predicted model, not a curated record. The transcript has 8 exons. Gene Ontology annotation, cellular component: plasma membrane. The coding region runs from base 452 to 1735 and encodes 427 amino acids. Gene Ontology annotation, biological process: endothelin receptor signaling pathway; enteric nervous system development; vasoconstriction. NCBI's taxonomy places the organism in Eukaryota, Metazoa, Chordata, Mammalia, Carnivora, Felidae. Gene Ontology annotation, molecular function: endothelin receptor activity.
CUGUCCCAGAGUGGAGGCGAAGGUCUGGGAGUGUUUCGAGGAGAAAGGGAGGACAGCCGGGAGGCGUGUUCCCCUGGAGUUUUCUUUUUCUUGCGAGCCUUCGCGCGCGCGCGCGCGUACAGUCAUCCCUUUAGUCUGGCGAUUGCGGACGGGCGGUGGAGAGGCUCCGUCCCACUCGGUGGCCGGAGGCUGGAGGCUCGGGAAGACCUCCCCGGAGGAGCCGUGCCCAGGAAGCUUUCCGAAGCGGAGGCAGCUGUGCUUCCCGGGCUGCCGCGGCGUGGGAGCCGGGGACAGCCACCACCCACCCUCGCCGGCUCCGCUUCCUCCCGCCCAGGCGCGGCGCGCGGACCCGGCAGCUGUUUGAGCCCGCCGAGCUCCACGGUGAAAAAAAAAAAAAAGCAAGUGUGUAAAGGGAAGGUAGUAAGAGACAUUUCCUCAAAUUUGCAUCACGAUGGAAACCUUUUGCCUCAAGGUGUCCUUCUGGGUAGCGCUGGUUGGAUGUGUGAUCAGUGAUAAUCCUGAAAGCUACAACACAAACCUAAGUACUCCAGUGGAUGAUUUCACCACUUUUCGUGGGACAGAGCUCAGCUUCCUCGUUACCACUCAUCGACCCACUAAUUUGGCCCUACCUAGCAAUGGCUCAAUGCACAGCUAUUGCCCACAGCAGACUAAGAUUACUUCAGCUUUCAAAUACAUUAACACUGUGAUAUCUUGUACUAUUUUCAUCGUGGGAAUGGUGGGGAAUGCAACUCUGCUCAGGAUCAUUUACCAGAACAAGUGUAUGAGGAAUGGCCCCAACGCGCUGAUAGCCAGCCUUGCCCUUGGAGACCUUAUCUAUGUGGUCAUUGAUCUCCCUAUCAAUGUGUUUAAGCUGCUGGCUGGGCGCUGGCCUUUUGAUCACAAUGACUUUGGCGUAUUUCUUUGCAAGCUGUUCCCCUUUUUGCAGAAGUCCUCGGUGGGGAUCACCGUCCUCAAUCUCUGCGCUCUCAGUGUUGACAGGUACAGAGCAGUUGCCUCCUGGAGUCGUGUCCAGGGAAUUGGGAUUCCCUUGAUCACUGCCAUUGAGAUCGUCUCCAUCUGGAUCCUUUCUUUUAUCCUGGCUAUCCCUGAAGCUAUCGGCUUCGUCAUGGUGCCCUUUGAAUACAGGGGUGAACAGCACAAAACCUGUAUGCUCAAUGCCACAUCAAGAUUCAUGGAGUUUUACCAAGAUGUGAAAGACUGGUGGCUCUUCGGGUUCUAUUUCUGCAUGCCCUUGGUGUGCACUGCAAUUUUCUACACCCUCAUGACCUGUGAGAUGUUAAACAGAAGGAACGGAAGCUUGAGAAUUGCCCUCAGUGAACACCUUAAACAGCGUCGAGAAGUGGCAAAAACAGUUUUCUGCUUGGUGGUAAUUUUUGCUCUUUGCUGGUUCCCUCUUCACUUAAGCCGUAUUUUGAAGAAAACCGUGUAUGAUGAGAUGGACAAGAACCGAUGUGAAUUACUUAGUUUCUUGCUGCUCAUGGAUUACAUCGGUAUUAACUUGGCAACCAUGAAUUCAUGUAUAAACCCAAUAGCUCUAUACUUUGUGAGCAAGAAAUUUAAAAAUUGUUUCCAGUCUUGCCUCUGCUGCUGCUGUUACCAGUCCAAAAGUCUGAUGACUUCGGUCCCCAUGAAUGGAACAAGCAUACAAUGGAAGAACCAUGAACAAAACAACCACAACACAGAGAGAAGCAGCCAUAAGGACAGUAUUAACUAAACAGCUUAAGAAACAUUAAUCAAUAUUCCUUCAAAGUCUGUUGAAGAGAAAAAAAAUCACGCAGCAACUGUGUUUCCAGAAAUCUUUUCUCCAAGUCUUCUCCCAUGAUGCAACCCCAACCCCAGAAAAAUGCUUUCCAAAACAUCAGAGCAUGGACUGGCUUAUAGUCACAAAUUCAAUGAAUCUUUCUUCUUUAAUUUAUCUAAUUUACAUAUUCUGCAUGUUAUAUUCAGCACCAAAAAAUGUUGGGAGUUAGCAGGGAGAAAGGAGACUGUUCAAUUAAACCAGAAGGAUAUUUGCUACUUUUGCAUGAAAAUAGAGUCUCCGAGUACUUAACAGCUUCCAUGGCAGUUCUGUGGAAUGUUCCAUAAACUCAGAACUGAGUUUAUCAUGUCAGUGAAAUAUAAUUAUCCCCAAAUGCCACCAUGAACUUACGGUUCUUCACUUCCCUGGGUUUCCAGUAUGAAUCGAAACACCUCCCCCACCCCUGCUCCUCACACGGUUACCAUUUCAAAGGGCCCACAGUGACUUUUGCUGGGCAUUUUCCAAGAUGUUUACAGACUGUGAGUACGGCAAAAAACCUUUUACUGUGUGUAUAUAAAUAUAUAUAAACAACUGUACAUUUCUUUUAGCCAAUUUUUCUGUGAUUGUCUUUAUGGAAUAUACUUGUGUGUGUGAUAUAUGCAUGUGUGUGACAGUAUGUAUGGACUUAAUGAAAUCUAAUAAUAAUGCCCUGUAGUUGUACUACAGCACACACUCUGAGUGGGUGGAAUCUAGUGGUUGUUCAUCAUGACAACUGGCCUUAGUUUUAAUAUAUCUGUGUUCACAAUCCUUGUGACCAUGUUGCCAUUACAAAUGGAAUAUGAGAGGCAGCAUGAAAGAGGAUGCACCAUGGGUUGACAAUAGGGUUUGUUUAAUUAGUUGGUUGGUUGGUUGGUUGGUUGGUUGGUUGGUUGGUUGGUUUGAUAAAACAGUAUUUGGGGUUAUACUUUUUCCUGUGCUAGAGCAAAAAUCAUUCAAUUUUGAAGUAGUAUAUUGUCCUAGUUCCUCAACUCAAUGUGCUGAUGAGACUGACAAGAGGUCUGAUGUUUCUAUCAGACUUCACCAGAUAGAUUGCUGAUGAUAAAUUACCUAAGCUGAUUUUUUGGGCUAUAUUUUAGCAUAGUCAUGUAUAAAAUGAUAUCAGGUUCCAGCUUGUGCCAUUGCAGGCCUCCUCUAUGUGUGAGCAGUCAAAUUCCGUUACUAUACUGGUGACUCACAUACAGUGAUAUAUACCUAUAAGCCAUAGUUUACAUCAUUUUGUUUAGACAAUUGUCUUCUUUUUAAAGAUAUUUUGUCUCUUGCAUAUUAAAAAUGCAUUUUAUAAGUUCAGAGAGUCAUAGAUUUCUGAAUAAAACACAGACUUCAAUGUGCAUUUAAUUUAUGGACCAGUAAGUAACCAUGAUUUACUAACAGGAAUAGUUCCAAUUUCUACCUUUACCACAUCUUUCCAAGUAGAUCUGUAGAAAUGAGCCAGAGGCCAAGGCCCCUGCAUUGGCAGUGGCCCAUAAGUAUAAAAUAAAAGUUUACAGAAGA